CAGCUAUAAGAGCCCCUGGCCCACGCUGGCACCCAGCUGCUGCGGCGUCAUGGCCAAGUCAUACCUGCUGCCCUGGCUGCUGCUGCCCCUGCUAUGUGGCCCUGGUGCUGCUGUCUGGACCGCCUCAUCGCUGGCCUGUACCCAAGGGCCCAAGUUCUGGUGCCAAAGCCUGGAGCAAGCAUUGCAGUGCAAAGCCCUAGGACACUGCCUUCAGGAAGUCUGGGGACAUGUGGGAGCCGAUGACCUGUGCCAAGAGUGUGAGGACAUCGUCCGCAUCCUCACAAAGAUGGCCAAGGAGGCCAUUUUCCAGAAAACCAUUCGGAAGUUCCUGGAGCGCGAGUGCGACGUCCUUCCCUUGAAGUUGCUUGUGCCCCGGUGCCGCUCUGUGCUCGAAGACUACUUCCCCCUGGUCAUCGACUACUUCCAGAGCCGCAUCACCCCAAAGGACAUCUGCCAGAACCUGGGCCUGUGCCAACCCGGGCAGCCAGAGCCGGAGCUGGAGCCAGAGCCAGGGAGGCCGGACCCUCCGCCUGGCUCGCUGCCGGAGCCUCUUCCAGACAAGCCGGUGCAGCCCAGGCUGCCGAGGGCCCUCUCAGUGUGGCCUGGGCCUCACACCCAGGAGCUCUCCGAGCAGCAGCUCCCCAUCCCGCUGCCCUUCUGCUGGCUCUGCAGAACUCUGCUCAAGCGGGUCCAGGCCAUGAUUCCCAAGGGUGUGCUGGCCGUGGCUGUGGCCCAGGUGUGCCACGUGGUGCCCCUGGUGGUGGGUGGCAUCUGCCAGUGCCUGGCGGAGCGCUACACAGUCCUCCUGCUGGACGCACUGAUGAGCCGCAUGCUGCCCCAGCUGGUGUGCGGCCUCAUCCUCCGGUGCUCCAUGGAGAACAGCGCUGGCCCCGUCCUCCCCGCGCUGUCCCUGUCAGAAGAAUGGCUGUCGCAGGAUUCCGAGUGCCACCUCUGUGUGUCUGUGACCACCCAGGCCUGGAAUAGCAGCCAGCAGGCCAGGCCCCAGGCCAUGCGCCAGGCCUGCCUCAGCUCUCCAUUGGACAGGCAGAAGUGCGAGCAUUUUGUGGAGCAGUACACGCCCCAGCUGCUGGCCCUGGAGCCCAGGGCCGGUGAUGCCCGUGCUGCUUGCCAGGCCCUGGGCGUGUGUGAGGCCAGCAACCCUCUCCAGUGUUUCCAGAUCCCCCAGUUCUGACGAGAGCUCAGCCUCCAGAACCUCACACUAGGGAGCCACGAGCCCCAGCCUGCGCCUUCAGAUGUGUCAGCCCUGUCUGUCCCAGCUCCAUCCACAGCCCGGCACCAGAGCCACUCUGUGCCCUGGAGAAGGAAGCAGAUUCCCACACACCACAGGCAGGCCUGGCUCCCACAGCCUCUGGGCCGGCUGAGGAAAAACUGCCCGGCUCCAGCAGGAUGGUGGGGAGAGGCUGGGCCCAGCCUCCCACCGACUCCAUGCACUCCACAGAGGCUUUUAUGGUUGUUUGCUAACACGCUUGCAAAAUUCAAAACUUGAAAGAAUAAAAAACGGGAACAUAAAGUACCUAAAAGAUAAA
Chinchilla lanigera (long-tailed chinchilla) is the source of this 1547-nucleotide messenger RNA. RefSeq names its product surfactant protein B (gene Sftpb). Gene Ontology annotation, biological process: sphingolipid metabolic process. The coding region runs from base 50 to 1192 and encodes 380 amino acids. The transcript is spliced from 11 exons. Lineage: Eukaryota; Metazoa; Chordata; Mammalia; Rodentia; Chinchillidae. The record is from RefSeq and is a predicted model, not a curated record. Gene Ontology annotation, cellular component: lysosome.